Molecule: messenger RNA, 1098 nt
Organism: Acytostelium subglobosum LB1
Lineage: Eukaryota; Evosea; Eumycetozoa; Acytosteliales; Acytosteliaceae
Exons: 3
Coding region: 1-1098 (365 amino acids)
Biological process (GO): lipid metabolic process
Molecular function (GO): oxidoreductase activity, acting on paired donors, with oxidation of a pair of donors resulting in the reduction of molecular oxygen to two molecules of water
Source: RefSeq, a predicted model, not a curated record
AUGACAACAAAGUCAUCGACGAACAAGAGGGAAGAACUCAAUGCCCACGUAAAGGGCGCAAAGAUAGAUGAGGCCACCGAGAGGGGCUGGGAGAUUCCAAACGUCACAAUUAAACAAUUGAGGGACGCCAUCCCAGCUCACUGCUUCGAGAGAGACACCCUCCGCUCCAUGUCCUACGUCGUUCACGACUUUGCCAUUGCUGCCGUCCUCGGUUUCAUGGCCACAUACAUCGACUUAAUACCAUCAUUUGCCAUUCGUGCCGUCCUCUGGCCACUCUACUGGGUGUGCCAAGGUAUCGUAUGCACCGGUCUCUGGGUACUUGGUCAUGAAUGCGGUCACCAAGGUUUCAGCUCACACAAGAUUGUAAACUACUCUGUUGGUAUGGUAUUGCACUCUUUCCUGUUGGUUCCAUUCCACUCGUGGAGAAUUACCCAUUCCCAGCAUCACAAGAACACUGGACAUAUGAACCAGGACCAGGUGUUUGUGCCACACGGAAGAGAGAAGUCUAGCCUGCCACCAAAGAGCAGCGACCCAACUCCAGAGGGCCCACACUCAAUGUUUGACGAGUCACCCAUCAUGACAUUGCUCGACAUGAUCAAGAUCUUCACCGUUGGCUGGCCAAUCUACUUGCUGACCCAUCUGUCUGGCCAGACCUACUCCGAGCCAUGGACCUCGCACUUCAACCCAUACUGCGCUCUCUUUGACCAGAAGCAGUUCUGGGACGUCGUCCAGUCGGUGGUCGGCAUUGGCGCCAUGAUUUCGGCGCUGACCUACGCCAGCAGCCACACCGACCCCAAGCUGCCCCACUACCGCGAGGGCGUCUGGAACUUUGAGCGUGGAGCAUUGCUCACCGUCGACCGUUCCUUUGGCAAGGUGCUGGACUACUUCCACCACCACAUCGCCGACACCCACAUUGCCCAUCACGUCUUCUCCACCAUGCCACACUACCAUGCCGAGGAGGCCACCAGACAUCUGAAGAAGGCUCUUGGCAGACUCUACCUGUUCGACACCACCCCCAUCCCCCAGGCUCUCUGGCGCUCAUGGACUCAAUGUCGUUUCGUCGAGGAUGAAGGUGAUGUCGUCUUCUACAAGAACUAA